GGUCGCCGCGCCAGCUGAUGCAGUGAGAGCCCGAGCACUGACGCCGGAGGACGUCCGCAGCUCCCCUCAGGUUGGAUCACUGGUCGUGCUGAGAUCGAUUCACGGCGUCGCAUGUGCUCGCGCGCUCACCUCUAACCUCAGAAAGCCCAUAUUUACUUGAGGUAUACUGCGUUUACAUUAGAGCGAUACAGCACAAGAGUAAGAUUCCUUCAGCUUCGCCUGCAAAAAUGACGGAAAAACAGCUUCUGAAGCAAAGUGAUAACACUUUCACUCCGCCAGCGACCAAAAACAAUGAGCGAGGCAGCAAAGUGACCAUAUGGGUUCUGGUCGCCCUGUUCACCGCCGUCAUGGGCUCCAGUGUUCCUGCGGGAUACAGCCUAGGAGUCAUCAACACUCCGCAAGAGAUAAUUCGCAGUUGGUUGCGGGUGACAGUUCUCCAGCGUUAUGGCGUCACCCUCAGUGCAAGCGAAGAAGUGUCUCUGUGGGCGGUGAUUGUGACCCUCUAUGUGGUUGGAGCCAUCAUAGGCGCACCGGCAGGGGCAACUGUUGCAGACAGAAUUGGAAGGCGCAUGGCUCUGCUGUUCAAUCACUUGUUGCUCAUGGCAACAGCUCUGGUUUUGGCCCUGUGCAAGGGCGCAGGAUCCGUGGAAAUGCUAUUCAUUGGUCGCUUCACGUCUGGGCUGUGUUCAGGACUGUCCACGAGCCUGGUUCCUCUCUACCUGUCAGAAGUAGCCCCAGCUUCAUGGAAGGGAGUUAUGGGUGUCACUUUCCCAAUGGGCAUGUGCAUAGGUGUUCUUGUGUCACAAAUUAUGGGCAUGGAUAGUAUCUUAGGUACAGUUGAUAAUUGGAAUUACUUAUUAGCUGCAUAUGCUGUGUUUGUUGCUAUGGCACUUCUCCUUCAUCCAGCACUUCCAGAGUCUCCAGCAUAUUGUUACAUUAACGCACGGGAUGAAGUGAGAGGACGAAGGGAACUAAGACGUCUGUGUGGAAAGGACGAUAAAUUCAUUGAGGCUGAGGAGACUGCUCUUAAGGUCAUGGCUGGUAUGAAAAACAAAGCACAAGAUGAAAGCAGUGGAUGGACCUUUUCUCAGAUGAUCAUGAACCCUAAAUAUCGAAUGUCAUUAGCAAUUGCAAUGAUCUUCAAUGCAGGCCAGCAAUUUUCUGGCAUCAAUGCAGUAUUCUUUUACUCGACUCUAAUCUUCCGAAGUGCUGGACUAGACAUCCAGCAGAGUCAAGGUGCAUCUAUCGGUGCUGGAGUAAUUAACUGCAUAAUGGCUCUAGCUGCAGCACCCUUAAUCAAAUAUUGCAGAAGAAGAGUGCUUUUGAUGACAUCCAUAGUACUCUGCAUCAUCUGUCAAAUUGGGCUAAUGAUUUCUCUGCAACUGAUCUCAGAAUACCGCUCUGCUUCUUUCGUUGCCAUAGGCGCUCUCAUGGCCUAUGUCUUAUUCUAUGGCAUGGGUCUAGGACCUAUUCCUUUCAUGAUUGCAACUGAGCUAUUUCCAUCUGGCCCAAGAUCUGUUGGAAUUUCUAUUGGAAGUACAAGCAACUGGAUCAGUAACCUUGUCGUUGGUCUGACUUUCCCUCUCCUGCAAGUGCAGUUUGGAGAGUUAUCCUUCUCAUUCUUUAUUGCGUCAUCCAUUUUGUUGUUCAUCUUUGUUUUUAGAUUCCUGCCAGAAACACUUGGCAAAGACGAGCCGCCUUCACCUCCAUCAUCAUUUGAAUUCAUCAUCGACAGUGACAGCUUGGAAACACCACCUUCAGACGUCCUUAAAAAUAUGAUUUAAAGGGUAACAAAAAUAUUCAUGUACAUUUAAAUUUUGAAAGGACUAAGAAUAUAAAGCACAAUUAUUUUAACGGACACCUUGGUUCUUUUGAAGUGUUUAGAAGAUAUUCUAAGACAGUUGAAUAUUAAGACUAUCAGAAAUAUUUGCAAUAUGCAUUAUGAAAAUUGAAAGAAUUUAGUAUAUUCCAAAACACAAUUGUAGCUGCUGAGUCAAAAAUAAUGUUUUAUUUUUAUAAAAAGAGCAAAAUCAGUGGUUUUCAACAUUUAACUUGAAUGUUUGACAUGCUUUGCUGUUCAAUUCUAGUUAUUUAUUUAUUUUAUUUAUCUAUUUAUAUUUUUUUACAGUGAAAGAUUAAUUCCUAGUGAUCUAAUAAGUAAAAGUGGUAUUUCUGAAAGAUAAGCAAUAUAUAUUUUAUACUGAAUCACAAAAAUAGGUUUGUGAAAAGAUAAUGGAAAGAGUUUUAUAGGAUAUCCAUGCAUUAUUAAUGAGUGCACUAUCUACCAUAAUGCAUAAUGUUUAAUGGAAAUAGAUCUGUUCUUUUAACACGUUACCUGCGUUAUGACAAAACCAAGACUCCCCUCUAUCGAGGCAACCUUCACAAUGCUCUCACACUAGACCCAGUGAAGCUAUGAGGAAGAAAACUUGUAUGUUUUAUAGUGCUUACUUUUCUACUCAUUCAUGUCCCUUGUUAAUGUAUGAAAGCCAAAACCAUAGCCAAUCUAUGUAUAAAGAGGAAAAAUAUACAUUAAAUAUAUACUUUUUUUUUACUCAUCUUUGCACCACCAGUGUAUCAACUCCCAAUGAGGGAAUAUCGUGUGGGCCAAGACACAGGUAAUGUGUUAAAAUAAUCAAAAUAGGAAUGGUAAUGAGGUACUUUCCUUCCUUCAAAGGUUACUGUGCAUUUUAACACAACUGGUUUUAUAGUACUAUUGCAUUUAUAUUUUUCUUGUAAUAGGUUUGUUUGUCCUUUGUAGAUGUGAAUGACAAUUUGUCAAUGUUCAAGUAUCUGUUUAUCUUUAAUUUAUAAAAAAGAUACAAUUUUUUUAUGACUAAAUAGUUUUAUUUCAUUUUCUAUUUGUUUUUGUAACUGUAUAGUGAUAAUUUUCAUAUUUUAUAUUUGAGUGUAUAUACACAUAUACUUGGAAUAUUACAUGUAAUUCCCCUAUAGUAGGAAAUAGUGUUGUCAAAAUAAGCAACUUCUCUUUUUUUGGCUACUUCUUUUUAAUGUAGUUAUAAUAUGUGUAUUACGUUGUUGUAAUAAGCUUUGUGCGUAACUGCUUCAAAGAGAAAGGUUCAUGUAAGAAAAUAAUAUAUAGUUUUAUAUAAAUAGAGCUUUUAUAUAUUAUAGUCUUGAAAUGAAACAUGGUUAUAGAAAUUCAUAUUGAAUCGAAUUCUACUUCUUUAUGUUUGUAUACAAUGUUUUACAUUGUAUGUAGAAGUUGGCAUUUACAUUAAUUACUGCUUAUGUUCAUGUUUUCCAACAUGGUGUUGGAAAUUGAGAACAAUUUUGAUGCAUUUAAUUUAAAUGCAGUGUUUUCUACUUGAAAUAAAAUUUCAAAUAAACUUU
Messenger RNA from Penaeus indicus, 3351 nucleotides. RefSeq names its product solute carrier family 2, facilitated glucose transporter member 1-like. The transcript is spliced from 11 exons. Gene Ontology annotation, molecular function: hexose transmembrane transporter activity. Gene Ontology annotation, cellular component: membrane. Lineage: Eukaryota; Metazoa; Arthropoda; Malacostraca; Decapoda; Penaeidae. Bases 228 to 1784 code for a protein of 518 amino acids. Gene Ontology annotation, biological process: monosaccharide transmembrane transport. The record is from RefSeq and is a predicted model, not a curated record.